Cariama cristata (Red-legged seriema) is the source of this 854-nucleotide messenger RNA. RefSeq lists its product as uncharacterized. The transcript is spliced from 5 exons. NCBI's taxonomy places the organism in Eukaryota, Metazoa, Chordata, Aves, Cariamiformes, Cariamidae. Bases 36 to 854 code for a protein of 272 amino acids. The record is from RefSeq and is a predicted model, not a curated record.
UGCUUAACCCUUUCUUGGCUGCUCGGAUUUGUACCAUGCUGAAGAUCCUCACCAAAAAGCUCAGGAACCAGAGUUUGAACGAAAUUCAACCUUUCCAGCUAAAGAUCUCUUACCCCCCAAGUGAUGAGGACAGCGACGACUCUGAGGGAGAGAACCAGGAACUUGCUCAGAUCGACAGAGAGAGAAGACGGAAUUGUACCUUGACCCCCCUGGCCACCAACCAGCUCCAGAACCAGGAGAACCAAUGCUGCAAGGUUCGGGCCCUCUUCCAAGCCAGCCUUGACCGUCACAGCUCAGAAGAGGAGCUGGAACGCAUCAACCGAGAGUUUGCCGCUGAGAAGCGGAAGUGGUCCCAGGUCAGCAGGCUUGCCUGCUACAGUGACAGCAACAACACCUCCUCCAGUGACGAAGAAGUGAAGAACUUGUGUGCGAUGUCCUUCCGGCCUGUGGCAGAGCAGGCUGAAGGCCUGCAUGCCAGCCCAAGCCCCGUGCUGUUCAGUGCCUCCCCUCCCAAGAGACUCCAGCCCCUGGUGCGGAGCCCAGCCUCCAGACCUUUAAUCUUGACAAGCGUAGGGACAGGCCUUGAGCAAGUCAUGCCUUGUAAGAGACAUCGACAAGGAUAUGGGGAUAAGGUCAGCAGGCCCAGCCUUGACCUAGAGAAAAUGCAGCAGAAGAUGCUGCUCAAGAAGAAUUGUGGAACGAAGACUAGAGUAAUUAAAAUUCGUAGCACCAACGGAGGCCGUCCGCCGCCCCACUUUGUGUAUGAUCCAUCCACCUUUGCCUUUCGUUCCCUCAGCACCUUGAAACCGCUGAGCCCGAUAGCUCCAGUGGAAGAACCGUCAUGUGCCUACUGA